Molecule: messenger RNA, 876 nt
Organism: Saccoglossus kowalevskii
Lineage: Eukaryota; Metazoa; Hemichordata; Enteropneusta; Harrimaniidae
Product: kinesin-like protein KIF11
Biological process (GO): microtubule-based movement; spindle elongation; mitotic spindle assembly
Cellular component (GO): spindle microtubule; mitotic spindle; nucleus
Molecular function (GO): plus-end-directed microtubule motor activity; ATP binding; microtubule binding
Source: RefSeq, a predicted model, not a curated record
AUGGCGGGUAACAUCAAUCAAAGUCUGUUAACCUUAGGCCGUGUGAUAACAGGAUUGGUUGAACACGCUCCUCAUAUUCCAUAUAGAGAGAGUAAGCUAACCAGACUGUUGCAAGAUUCACUUGGGGGUAGGACAAAAACAUCAAUAAUAGCUACCGUAUCACCGGCACUUUGUAACUACGAGGAGAGUUUGAGUACAUUAGAUUAUGCCCAUCGUGCCAAGAAUAUCACAAAUAGACCAGAAGUGAACCAGAAAAUGACAAAGAGGGCCUUGAUUAAGGAAUACACUGAAGAGAUUGAGAAAUUAAAACGUGAUUUGCACGCUGCCAGAGAAAAACAUGGAAUAUUUAUGUCAUCAGAGUCCUACAGUGCCAUGGAACACAAGAUGGAGAGCCAAGUGCAGACAAUCACAGAUUUAGAGCAAAAAAUAGCAACAUUUGAAGAGGAAGUCAAAAAGAUUGAUGUACUAUUUCAGGAAUUACAACAAACAAAAUAUAAGUUGGAGACUACAGCAGUGAAAUUAGGACAAACGAGACAGAACCUUCUUGAAACUACCAUUGAGAGAGAUAAACAGAUGCAUUUGGUGGACACGCAUGUCAAAACAGAAGGGGAACUCUAUGAGAAAGCUAACCAGUUGUUAAAUGUGACGACAUCCAGUGUAAAAGAUCUGGAUGGGGUUCAUGGGAAACUAGAUAGGAAGAAAUCUGUUGAAAACCAUAAUCUUGGUGCACAAGAAAAAUUCCAAAAACUGGGAAAGAAUAAUCUGUCUGCGAUGAAAGCAAAUGUACAUCGCCACAGUAGUGGACAGAUGGAAUGGUUGGACCAAAUGCAAGACAGCUGUGGUAAGAUAGUUUUUGCUUUCAUUAGGAGUGCAUGA